Alosa alosa (allis shad) is the source of this 2962-nucleotide messenger RNA. Its product is annotated as transient receptor potential cation channel subfamily V member 1-like. Gene Ontology annotation, biological process: calcium ion import across plasma membrane. Lineage: Eukaryota; Metazoa; Chordata; Actinopteri; Clupeiformes; Clupeidae. Gene Ontology annotation, molecular function: protein binding; calcium channel activity. Gene Ontology annotation, cellular component: membrane. The record is from RefSeq and is a predicted model, not a curated record.
UAAAAUCUUUUAGUGCGAUUUAGGAGUACUCCUAGUGCCAGAGAAGAGGAACCACUAUGGCCACUAAUCCUCAAACUUUCAUGCUGGAAUCUGAUGAUCGAAGUAAAGAAGAGAUAAAUGAAGAUGAAGAGAGAAAAAUAGCUGAGAAGAAGAGGAAUCUCCUGGAUUGUGCACUGGGCAAGUCGGGGAAAGACAAGGGACCCAUGGACACCAGUCACGUUGAGGACGAGGGGGCGCCAGAUAUCGAGAUUAGACUUAAUGUGAGCUAUAUUUUGGGGACUGAACCUGGGGAGAGCUUCAGGCAGAUACUGUUUGAUGCUGUGGCCAGCAGAGAUGUCAACCGGCUUAACGGAAUACAGGAACAUCUGGAGAAAUACGGCAAAAAGCUCUCUGACUCUCUCUAUCGUUUGUUUGGUAAAACUCCCUUGGUGAAGGCUCUACUAAACCUGAAAAAUGGGGAAAAUGAUACAGUGAAGUAUCUUCUUGACAUUGCUGAGAACAUGGGAGACCUGAAGCCCUUUGUUAACGCUGCUUAUACUGGCAGCUAUUACUCAGGUCAGACAGCCCUUCAUGUAGCCAUUGAGAGAAGGAGUAGAUACUUUGUUGAGCUUCUGGUGCAGAAAGGAGCUGAUGUCCACGCCAAAGCCUGUGGGAAGUUCUUUCAGCUGCAUGAGGACCCUGCCUUCUAUUUUGGAGAGUUACCACUUUCCCUGGCAGCCUGCACCAACCAGAAAGACAUAGUUGACUUCCUGUUAGAAAACCAGUAUCAGAAAGCAAAUGUAUGCGAGACAGACUCACAAGGCAACAUGGUUCUCCACGCCCUGGUGGUUGUAGCAGAUAACAGCCCUAAGAACACUGAUUUUAUUAUUAAGAUGUAUGAUCACAUUCUGACCAAAGUUGCCCAGCUUCACCCAAAAACCAAACUGGAGGAAAUUGAGAACAAGCAGCACCUCACACCAAUUAAAUUAGCAGCCAAGACAGGCAAGAUUGAGUUGCUGAAACACAUGAUGCAUCGAGAGAUCCAAGGGCAGGAAAGCACUCGCCUGUCCCGCAAGUUUAUAGAGUGGGCCUAUGGGCCUGUCUCCGGCUCGCUAUAUGACCUGGAAUCUCUGGAUUCAUACGGGGAGAACUCUGUGCUGGAAAUAAUUGUCUAUGGCAGCGAAAUCCCCAAUCGUCUGGAAAUGCUUCAAGUGGAGCCACUUAAUAAACUGUUGGAUGAGAAAUGGGACAGAUUUGCACAUAGAAUAUUUCUCUUCAAAUUCCUCAUGUAUCUUCUGUAUGUCUUCAUCUUCACUUGUGUUGCAUACUUUGGAAACAAAAAAAUGUCCACUGAAGCAAGAGUCUUGCAUGCAGCAGGACAGCAGAUAUUAUUCUGGGGGUCAUUGUAUUUAUUCUGCAGGGAGUUACUAGAUAUCAAAAGAAGACGUCCGAACUUGCAGUCUUUGCUGAUCGAUGGAUACUUUGAACUGAUUUUUUUCCUCCAGGCUCUGCUGUGCAUCAUCUCCUUUGUGCUGUACUGGUGUGGCAAGGCGGAGCACCUGGGCUUUCUGGUGUUGAGUCUGGCCCUGUCGUGGCUCAACCUGCUGUACUUCUCCAGAGGCUUCAGACACAUGGGCAUCUACAGCGUCAUGAUACAGAAGAUACUUCUUGGUGAUAUCUUGCGCUUCCUUUUGGUCUACAUUGUCUUCCUCUUUGGGUUUUCAGCUGCUGUGGUCACACUAAUGGAUGCGCCAAAAGAUCACAGCAACACAACCUCAGCAUCCAGCAAUCAAACAUUUCAAUCAAACAUCAAUCAAACAGCAAUCAAACAUCAGCCUGACAGUGACUCUGGUGAAAGUGACAAGCCAACAUUCAACAACUUCUACUUCACCACUCUGGAGCUGUUCAAGUUCACCAUUGGCAUGGGGGACCUGGAGUUCACUGAGCAGUACCGCUACAAGGAGGUGUUCUAUGUGCUGCUCAUCUCCUACAUCGUCCUCACCUACAUCUUACUCCUCAACAUGCUCAUCGCCCUCAUGAGCCAAACUGUGCAGAAACUCACAGAGGAGAGCAUGAGCAUUUGGAAACUACAGCGGGCUAUUACUAUUUUAGACAUGGAGAGGGUUCUUCCCCAGUGCCUGAGGAGGAGGCUGCGCUCUGGGAUAGAGAGAGACCUGGGUGGCUCUGCAGGUGAUAACCGACGAUGGUGCCUCAGAGUUGAGGAGUCGCAGGUGAAAGACUGGGAGAACUUUAACAAUGAGCAGGACACCAUAUGUGAGGAUCCAGGGAGGCAGAAACCUGCACCCCGACCAGAGAAGGUGGCAGGAGAAGAGCAUGCGGAGUCACCGGUGAAAGAAAAGAGCUGGAACCUUCUGAGGACUCGCUUCAGGGCGCGCGUCUCUUCCAACUCUGACCAUGAGCAGAUGAGUCCGCAGUCACCUGACCAGGCCUGAAGAGGGCAGUGUCUCCCAUACAUUCAUAUUAUGUUGACCUAGAGAGAGAUAGAUUACCACUCCCAUUGAUUUCAAUGUUUGAUGCUAUGCUUACAAAAUCAGCACAGAAAGCAUGAAAAUGACCUGUUAUGCUACAGUUGUAAAUGUGAGUGUGCAUGAGAAUAUCAGUGUACACUGUCUCCAGGAGUAGCUUUCAACCAUUAGCAUAAUAAUAUAGAAUAAUAGAAUAUAAGUCAUUAAUACAUUCCUGUAAUUCUAUUCAUAUAAUUUUCCUUGGGUCAUUCAUGAUGUCUUCUCAUCCCACUUGUGACACCCUGCAUGAAUGAAUCCUCCUGAAUAUUGUAACAAUUAUGUACUAAAGAGCACAUUCAAGACACGAUGACAAUACAAUGCUUUAGCUGUGUGAUCAGAAAAAUAAAUGGAUAACAUUUCAGUAUGUACAGUCUACUUUUAUUGAUUGGUCUGAAUUUUUGUAAUUGACUAAAGAGACAUUGUGCAAUACAAACAUUAAUUUUCAACAGAAGACACAC